Molecule: messenger RNA, 1738 nt
Organism: Nylanderia fulva
Lineage: Eukaryota; Metazoa; Arthropoda; Insecta; Hymenoptera; Formicidae
Product: serine protease inhibitor 88Ea-like
Source: RefSeq, a predicted model, not a curated record
UCUACGAAGAAUCGAGCGAGAGACAGUUUUAGAUAUAAAAUUAUAUUAAAGAAUAUCCGGCAAAAUAUAUAUUCCAAAAGAAGAAAAUAAUUUCAUAUUCGUCUUAAUUCUCAUUAAAGUUACAUUACAUAGCAGCUCUAAUUAUUAUUAAUACGCAAGCAAGACAGUAAGACCAAAGAUGUCAAAUUAAACAUUUGUUAACUUGGUACGACACAUUUUUUCCUCUACAUUUUUGUUAGUUUGUAACUGAAACAGGAUGAAAAACAAGAUGAGUCCGGAAGAAGCAACACGAAUUCAUAAUAUAGUGAAAGAGCUGCGUUUCCAGUUUGCGUUUAAAUGUCUGGGUGAUAUAAUGAAGAUUAAUCCGAAGGAAAAUAUUGUCUUUAGUCCGCCUUGCAUAUAUGAAGGACUUUUAAUAAUAUAUAUAAUGCUUAAAGGUAAAAUUGAGAAGCGCUUAAAAAAUAUUCUUCUAUUAACGGAGAUCAGCAAAAAAGAUUUGAUGAAUUACGGCGAUCAUAUCAAAUAUUCAAAGAAUGCAUCUCAUGAUUAUCCCGAGCAUUACAGUUACGAUGCUUGCUGUUUUAUUACACCUAAUAUAUGUUUACAAGAUGCAUUAUAUCAUAUUAUGUACACAUCAGCCACAAAAUUAGAUUCGUUCAGAAAUUCUGAGCAUUUAACAAAUUACAUUAAUGAUAAAGUAUUAAAGAAUGCGGUACAUGAUUACAUGAGUGAUCCCUCGAGCUUAGCCGUAAUUAGACCAGAUACCGAAUUUACAUUGAUGACAGUCAUCCGUGGCAGGUUUCAAAAAUUUCGAUAUUUACCGGCUGCUGAAGCUGAUACACGAACUGCAGCAAGUCGCAUUGACGUACGAAGAAUUAGCUACUUCCAUAAGAAUUUGGGAAUACACGUGAACGAACACUAUUAUCAGAGCCGUCAGAUAUCAUUAUUCGUGUUCAGACUUGCUUCAUUAAUCUCUGGCAAAUGUAGGAUCAGCAAGUAUAAGGAUUCCAGAACUAACAUUUGCGUUUUGAUCGAGCAAUUGUUAACCAGCGAGGGAUUCAGCGAAUUGCACAAAGUGCUAGAUAGAAGUAAACCAUUAUCAGAAGAGGUCAGAACACCUUUCACAUUGUUGCCGUCCUUCGAAGUGGAGAAAAAUCUGACAAUCCGUGAGCUGCUGCGAGCAUUAGAUGCUAAACCAUUGUUGGAACCGGACGCGAUCGAUUUGGAUCCUUCCACCGUUGAGGGAGAUCAACUUAGUGUGCGCAUCGGCAAUGUCAUGCACCGUUCUCAAGUCAAGGUCACGCAGAAGGACAUCUUGGUGAGUGCGACAACCUUGAUCCACACCGGACCAGAAUCCUCUCCGAGCAUCGAAAUAGAAAACGAAAAUUGUAAUCAUCCCUUCGUUUGGCUGAUUUACGACAAAGAACGUCGAGAAAUUCUCUUUAUUGGCGCUUUUAAUAAGUUCGCGAGUACACAUUAGAGAUCGGAUACAAAUUUUAUUCAGAGGAUACGCGAAUAGGAUAUACAAUUUGAUAUGAUUUUAUAUAACAGAUCUGUAGUUAAGUAUUGCAAAAUGAUAGGUAAUUGUCGAAGCUUUCUUUACCACUUAUGCGAUUUAAUCUUUUGGUAAUUUAAUUGACAUGUAUUGUAUUUUCUGCGCAAUAUACAACUGUAAAAAACUUCUGUUCAAAAUUUAAGGACUGAUUAAAUAUUUGUUUCGUCAUUUUAAUUUAUUGUA